CAAAACCAUACUAUUUGCCAACCUGGGCACCAAGGGAGUCGUUGUCAAUCUGUAAAAAUGAAGGUUAUACAGGCCACUAUAUUUUUGGUGGGCGUUGUACUUUUUGCUUCGCAAAACUGCCACGCCCUCCAAGCGCGUGGCAAACAUGCUUCCAGUCAAGAGAUUUUGAGUGUUCUUAAAGACUGCGUCGUUAGCUCAGGAUCUAAUCCUUCAGACAUUGUCGAAUAUUUAGUUGAUGAUCUUGCGGUAUAUACUGAGCUAAAUUACCAGUGGAAUCUUAUCCAUGAAAGAAAGUAUCCUCUUGGAUAUUUCACCGUAAGGAAUGCCAAUGACGUACAAGCUGCCGUUCGCUGCGCAACAGCACAGGGAGUGAGGAUUGUUGCAAAAGGCGGUGGCCACUCCUACGAAGCAUAUUCAUUUGGAGACACUGGCGCAUUUAUAGUGGAUCUACGACACAUGUUUGAAAUGUAUGUCAGUCCAGAUCGUCAAUGGUUUAGCAUUGGUGCCGGAGCCCUUCUUGGACAAAUUGCUUAUCCACUUCUCGAACAGUACAACUUAUUAACACCCCACGGAACGUGCCCUACCGUUGGUAUUACUGGAUUGGCAACAGGCGGAGGUUAUGGUUAUAUGUCCAAACUAUUUGGUCUCACCACGGAUAACAUUUUGGAAGUCGAAAUGGUAGACGCUGAGGGAUCCCUGCUAGUUGUUAACGAGCAGACCUACCCAGACUUGUUUUGGGCCCUUCGUGGAGCAGGGUCAGGUUCCUUUGGGAUAAUCACAAAGCUUAGUUUCAAGACAUACGAGGCACCAGUGUUGGUCACCGCUGGCGAAAUUACGUACCCAUUAAGCCAGUUCGUCCAGGUCUUUAUACAGUGGCAACUUCUCGUUCGGGAUUAUUUAACUUCUAGAGACAUGAACACAAAGUUGGCCAUAAAGAACGGUAUCCUGAUAGUUGAGGCGUUUGAUAUUCAGGUGUCAGAUGACAAUGUAGAAGACGCAAUAGAACGAGUUCAACACAUUCUUAAUAAAUUCCCCGUUACGUCACUAAACAGCACAUCUGUCAUUGCUGACAGAUAUGUCGACUUUAUAUUCCGCACAUCACACCCAAAUGAUGUUGGAAUUGAGGAUCCCAGCCAGCUCCCAAAUGUUACUAGGAAUAUGUUUACUAGGCGCAAUUUCCAUGCAAAAUCUUUCUUUGUUAGUAACCUACUGGAGCUUGCGGAUGCCAUGGCAUUGUACAACCUCCUUCUUGAGACAGUAGAGGAUAUCAAGGACAUCAUCAUAGAAAUGUAUGCCUUUGGGGGUGCAAUCAACGACAAGACCCCUCUGGACACGUCAUUCAACCAUAGAAACGGAAUCCUAUACUUGGUGCAAGCCUUCUACAAUGCGCAGGACACCAUGAACCCGUCUGAACCCUCGUUGGACUGGCUGGCGAGGUUUUAUGAAUUGACCAAAGUUAGGUUUCGCCACACACAAUCCUAUCAGAAUUAUGCUGAUGGAACAAUGCCAGAUUAUUUGGAGCGUUACUAUGGUUCCAACCUUGAUGGAUUAGUACAGAUAAAACGCAAAUAUGACCCCCGAAACAUUUUUCAUCAUCCCCAGUCAAUUCCCAUAUAAUUUUACUUUUCACGAAAUUUGGUUAAACUAAAUUUGUUUUGGUUAGUGUUUUAUUUGACAAAUGUAAUUAAAUAAAGUGAAGUGCAUUGCCUGAGAACUUGCAACUCGAAA
Molecule: messenger RNA, 1728 nt
Organism: Folsomia candida
Lineage: Eukaryota; Metazoa; Arthropoda; Collembola; Entomobryomorpha; Isotomidae
Product: xylooligosaccharide oxidase
Exons: 3
Coding region: 58-1617 (519 amino acids)
Molecular function (GO): FAD binding; oxidoreductase activity
Source: RefSeq, a predicted model, not a curated record